AUGUCUCUCACUCUGCGACUCCAGCUUGGCAACGGUGAGCCCAGUGCUCAGCGAGACCUCACCUCGCGCCUCCUCGAUCUGCCAGUGGAGCUGGUAAUUGCCAUCGCUGCCCAGGUUCCUCGGCCCGACCAGAUCCUGGCCUCGCAGACCUGCCGCGCACUGCGAAACAUUCUCUGCGACAGCGUGCUCUCAGGAGACGACCAUCUCCCGGUGAACCUCUCCAUGGAAGAACGAACUGAGUUCCUCCUCCACUUAUCCCGCGGAAGCCCCUGCCAAUGGGUCUGCGAGGAGUGCACGGAGCUGCACUGGGCCUACAUGCACGACACGCCCGCCAAGCCCCUGUCUGAGGGCUACCUCCCCUGCUUCUUCCCCGGUUAUGGUCAGCGACAAGACCUCAACCUCCACUCCAUCUAUGGCUUCAAGCUGAACCAUAGACAUGUUCAGCUGGCGUUGAAGCACACGCGUCUCGCCGCCACCGAGGCUCUGGACACGACAUACCUCCAGAAACUCCUCCAGCCGUACCAAAAGCGGAUUCGCUCGCGCUACACCCGCAAGCACCUCGUCGACGCCGACUUUUCGGCACAUCCCAAAGUCGUCGACGGCAGAUUCCUCGUCAAGACGACCUUUGACUUCCGCGAGGGCUACGACAAGGUCUGCAGGGAGUACCUUGGCACCGUCGCUCUCUGCGGUCAUCAAAUCAUCCAAGCCAGCGAUGUCCUCAACUGGCGAGGGCAGCUGUCCGACUCCCACAACGACCUCCACCCGCUGUACGCCCUCCUGAUCACCGUCAGGGCAGCCUUCCAGUCGCCGGGCAGGGAGUUUUGUGGCCGGUGCGAGUUCUGCGGCACCGACUUCUCCGUCAAGGCCACGCCGGAGCGAGUCACGGUGCGCGCCUGGAAGGACUUUGGCCCAGAGGGAACGACAUAUGAUCCCUACUGGCGCUCGCACUUGAGCAGGGUGUUCAGCACAAGAACCGCCUGCCGCAUGGACGGAAGCAUCAGGGAGCUCUAUGGCGAGGAUAAAGGCCAGGCUAUACGGGCAACGGGUGCCGAUUAUGUGCCUGGUUCCUGGAUUUGGGUGGACGGAAUCCCCCCAUUUGGCGUCAGUCGUCGGUUGGAGUUGGACUAA
Messenger RNA from Trichoderma reesei QM6a, 1128 nucleotides. RefSeq lists its product as uncharacterized. The transcript has a single exon. The coding region runs from base 1 to 1128 and encodes 375 amino acids. Gene Ontology annotation, molecular function: protein binding. The record is from RefSeq and is a predicted model, not a curated record. NCBI's taxonomy places the organism in Eukaryota, Fungi, Ascomycota, Sordariomycetes, Hypocreales, Hypocreaceae.